Molecule: messenger RNA, 2481 nt
Organism: Nothoprocta perdicaria
Lineage: Eukaryota; Metazoa; Chordata; Aves; Tinamiformes; Tinamidae
Gene: DDX56
Product: DEAD-box helicase 56
Exons: 21
Coding region: 1-2469 (822 amino acids)
Cellular component (GO): nucleolus
Molecular function (GO): nucleic acid binding; ATP binding
Source: RefSeq, a predicted model, not a curated record
AUGGAUGCGUAUUGCUCCGCAUUCCUCCUGACACUCUCUCAGCAGCUCUCGCAUUUCCGGAAGGAACAUAUCGCUAAGAUUUGGGACAGCGCGUGCGAGUGCUACCGCCAGGCGCUGCUGCAGAACAAGACUGUCCAGCUGGCAGGCGUGGGGAACAUGUACAUCCUGCCCAACUACUUGUGCGCGGUGAAGAAGAAGAGCUUCCGCGUUCGGAGACCUGUCUUACACCUGGACAACGUCUUUCUGCUGGAGAAUGAUCUCCGAUAUGAGAACAUGCCACGGCCUGGGCAUUUAGAAGUUGCCCGAGUGAGGCCAACCACGAUUGUCAUGAGGACCCACCUUUCCCUCCGGAAGGUGUACGUUUGUCUCAAGGCAAUGGAGAACUUGCUCGUGUGGGCCUUGUCCAACGGGGAAGAUUUUGACUUUUUUUUCAAGAACAUUGGCGUUCUUGUGUGCCGAUCUCGCCGAGUGACAAUGAGGUUCUUUGAAGAUUUCCUCAAGGAAGUGGACGAGACGGGGAACCUGUGCAAAUCUUUCCUCUGUACCCCCGAGCUGAGGCCGUUGAUCAUUGCGCGCACGGAGACGGCGGUUUAUAAGCUGCCUCCUGGGGGGGUCUUUGUGUUCCCACAAUUUAUACGAGUGACCGCCAGCACAGAACAAGCCUUGAUUCUGUAUGCUGUCAGGAAAGGUACUGCAGUCUGGCUGGUGAGGGCGUCCUCUCCCAUCAGCGCGCUGUGCCGAAGCAGACRCAUGAUGGAGAGAUGGCAGCAGAGGCACAUUCUGAAGGGCAUCGGGUUUGCGGAAAAGAAAGACGUGGGCAAAGCCACACAAGAAGCUGCCUGUAAAUCGGAAGAGUCUUCCCAGGCAAAGACGGGAAGAGAAGGAGGCCCUGUGAAGAAGGCUGGCAGUGGAGGGGUGCGGAUAAGCAGUGGCUGCGCCAAGCGGUGCCGGCAUCACGAGAGCUUCCCCGGCAAAAGCAGGCGAGAAAGGACAGCUGGGGAGAGCAGCAGACUGGAAGAGGCGCCGGUGGCGCAGGCGGUGCGGGCGCUGGUGCUGGUGCCCUCCAAGGAGCUGGGGCAGCAGGUGGAGGCGACGCUGCGGCGGCUGGCGGCGUUCUGCGCGCGGGCCGUGCGCGUGGCGCACGUGGGCGCCGCGGGCGACGUGGGCGCGCAGAGGCCGCUGCUCAUGGAGAAGCCCGACGUGGUGGUGGGCACCCCGGCGCGGGUGCUGGCGCACGUGGCCGCCCGCAGCCUGGCGCUGCGGCCCUCGCUCGAGCUGCUCGUGCUCGACGAGGCCGAUCUGCUGCUCUCCUUCGGCUUCGGCGAGGACCUCAAGGCGCUGCUCUGCCACCUGCCCAAGAUCUACCAGGCGCUGCUCAUGUCGGCCACCUUCAGCCCCGACGUGGAGGCCCUCAAGGAGCUGGUGCUGCACAACCCGGUGAGCGUGUGCCCGCCGGAGCCGCGGCUGCCGGGCGCCGCGCAGCUGCGCCAGUUCCAGGUGCGCUGCGGCGCCGAGGAGGACAAGUUCCUGCUGCUGUGCGCCCUGCUCAAGCUGGCGCUGCUGCGCGGCCGCGCGCUGCUCUUCGUGGGCACCCUCGCCCGCUGCUACCGCCUCAAGCUCUUCCUCGAGCAGUUCGGCAUCGCCGCCUGCGCCCUCAACUCCGAGCUGCCCGCGCGCUCCCGGUGCCACGUCAUCACCCAGUUCAACCGGGGCAUCUACGACUACAUCGUGGCCACGGACGAGGAGGUGCCAGCGGUGCCCGCGGCGCAGCCCCCGCGCAAGAAACGCAAGGCCGGGGCCACCGCUGACAAGGGCAAGGACCCCGAGUACAGCGUGGCACGGGGCAUCGACUUCCAGAACGUGGCCGCCGUCAUCAACUUCGACGUGCCGCCCACGGUCGAGUCCUACAUCCACCGYGUGGGCAGGACGGCCCGCGCCAACAACCCGGGCACGGCGCUCACCUUCGUGCUGCCCGAGGAGCAGGACAAGCUGGCCGAGAUCGAGGACGCGCUCGCUGGAGAGGGCGGYGAGUCGCUGCUGCAGCCGUACCGCUUCUGCAUGGAGGAGAUCGAGGGCCUGCGCUACCGGUGCCGGGAUGCCAUGCGCUCCGUCACCAAGCAGGCCGUGAAGGAGGCCCGGCUGCGCGAGAUAAAGGAGGAGCUGCUCAACUCCGAGAAGCUCAAGACCUACUUCGAGGACAACCCGCGGGACCUGCACGUGCUGCGGCACGACAAGCCRCUGCACCCGGCCAUCGUGCAGCCGCACCUGCGCAACGUGCCCGACUACCUGGUGCCGCCCAGCCUCCGUGGCGUCGCCAAGCCCGUCCUCARGAAGCACAAGCGGCAGCGACUGCCCCACGGCGCUGCCAGCCGCCGCCGCGGCUCCAAGGCCCGCGGCAGUGCCAACCCCCUGCAGACCUUCAAGUACGCCCGGCAGCGUGCCAAGCGCCCGGCCACCAAGCCCAGCUGAGCCCGCGUGCCC